AUGUUGGCCGGGGUCUUUUCCAACGGGCUCGCCUGGACGCUCGUUGCAAUCGUCGCUGUCUUAUAUCACUUUAUCAAAAAACCGCGGCCAAUUUUUCCCAUUGUCAACGAUUACCCUCUGGAUUUCUUUCGUCGAAAAGCAUAUCGUGUAUAUAACGAGAAUGCUACAAAGCUAAUCGUCGACGGUCUCGCCAAAUACCGCGGCCCUAUCACGAUACUUGUUCCCGGCGGCAUGAAAAUUGUACUGCCGUCUGCUCUGAGCGACUGGGUCAAGACGAACAGAGACCUCGAUCACCAAGAACUCGUCAGGGAAGAGUACUUUGCUCACUUCCCGGGAUUCGAGGCUCAAUAUACACUCCAUAGCACCGACAGAAUAUUGAUUGACUUGUUGCGGACGAAACUCUCUCAAAACGAAGAGAUAAUGCCAACUGUCAACAAGCAUAUUGGGCCAGCUCUGCAAUAUUACUGGGGCGAUAGCAAGGCCUGGCAUACGAUAGAUUGGGAGAAGGAUACUACGGGGAUUAUUUCGCGGGUAGCAGCCUCAAUUUUCGUUGGUCCAGAAAAGGCAACAGACGCCGAGUGGCAAACGGUAGUCCAGAGCUAUGUGCGCGAGUUUUUCGCUGCCGUGGGUGAGCUUCACGGCUGGAAGGCGCCACUACGACCGAUUGUGCAAUGGGUUUUGCCUCACACUUCAGCAUGCCGAGACCUUAUGCGUCGAGCUCGCAUAAUAAUGCAGGAUUUGGUUCAAAAGAGGAAACAUGAAGCAGAAGUUGCAGAGGUUCAGGGCCCAGCAGCGCCUCGGUACAAUGAUGUUGUUGCCUGGACCAUGCAACUGCCCAAUAACAAGCACCAAGCGGGCGACAUCCAGCUCGCCUUGGCUAUGGCAGCACUUUUUACAACUACAGAGAUUUUCAGACAAAUCCUCAUCGACAUUGCCAGACAUCCAGAACUUGUGGAGCCACUCCGACACGAAAUUAAAAAUGCGUUAUCGGAGCACGGCCUGGGACUAGCUGCGCUGGCAAAGAUGGAACUACUCGAUAGCGUGAUGAAAGAAUCACAGAGGCAGAUUCCUAUCUCGGUGGGAUUGGAGCGCAAAGUUAUUCGCGAGACAUCCCUUCCGAACGGGACAAAAUUACCUAAGGGUACCCAAAUUAUGGUUGACUCCAGCGACAUGUGGAAUCCAAAUGUUCAUGAAAAUCCCGAGGUAUACGACGGGUACCGUUUCAUGAAGCGACGUCAUGCGGGAGACAAAGCAAGUCAAUUUGUUCAAUCGAGUCGGGAGCAUAAUGUGUUUGGUGGUGGUAGGCACAUAUGCCCCGGCCGCUUUUUUGCCAACACUGAGUUGAAACUGUGCUUGGUCCACAUCUUGUUCAAAUACGAUUUUCGGUUAGAGCCAGGUUACUGUUCGAGUCCUGUGAAAUUUGGGGUUUAUGCGAGUGUUGAUCCCAAAGUUCGACUGGAGAUUCGGCGGAAAGAGGGACCCGAGGACUGCCCAUUAUGA
Molecule: messenger RNA, 1500 nt
Organism: Penicillium pulvis
Lineage: Eukaryota; Fungi; Ascomycota; Eurotiomycetes; Eurotiales; Aspergillaceae
Product: cytochrome P450
Exons: 2
Coding region: 1-1500 (499 amino acids)
Molecular function (GO): monooxygenase activity; iron ion binding; oxidoreductase activity, acting on paired donors, with incorporation or reduction of molecular oxygen
Source: RefSeq, a predicted model, not a curated record